Spodoptera littoralis (African cotton leafworm) is the source of this 1015-nucleotide messenger RNA. The record is from the annotation of a GenBank genome assembly. NCBI's taxonomy places the organism in Eukaryota, Metazoa, Arthropoda, Insecta, Lepidoptera, Noctuidae.
CAACAUUUUCUUCGACAUAAAAAUAUUAUCUUGGAAUUCAUAAGAUAAUACAAUCUAAUUAUGUGUAUUGAGAGUGUUACAAAUUCUAUUAAGUAAUAAUGUCUUCAGGAACGUCUAAGUUUGUUUUACUGCUGUCAUGUUCAGUCACUUUGGGUAUUGUAUCAUAUGUGCACAUAAAACAACAAACAGACAGGGAAAGAAUGCAUGAAGGAGUAAUAAAGGAUGUGGAGAGACAGCAAAGACGAAAAAUAGAAAACCUUUACAUAUUAGAGAAGCAAAAUGAAUUAACAAAAAAACUAAAGAAAGAAUUAGGGAGCUAAUCAAUGAAAAGCAUUUGUGUUAAGUAAUAUUUAUUAUUUACAGAACUAAUGUGGAACUAAAAUUACUAGAUAAUAGGUAAUAAAAUGUUGAAUUAAAUUAUUGUUUCUUUUCCUUCAGCCAAGCCUCAAGCAUAACAUCUUUUAGUUUAAGAUUCACACCUGUAGGGUAUUUUUUAUCAGUAUAGUCAAUAACUCCAUCGUACUCUAGCUUCUGCUUAGCUACGGCAGCUAAACAUUCAAAUGUCCGUGGUUCCCAACAAGCAAGAUCAGAUAAUGAUUUACGGUCUAACAUGAUGUUAGCACGAUCCAAGCCUUGCUUUAAUGUGCAAGGUGUAAUGUUAUGUUGUUCACAAGCCGCUGUAAUUCUAGUGCUCCAUAGAUCAAUCAUGUCCUGCUUCUUCAACUUCCUAGCUUUGGUUGCAUAAACUAAUGCUCUGUGAACAUUGCGUACAGUGACAGAAUAACAGUUUCUUCUACGUCCUAUGUAAUGUGCAGCGAGCCUGAACAUUCUUCUUUUUCUCCAAAACUCGUCAGGCCCUCGGGAACGUACCCAGUUAGCUAUUGUUAGGAACACCAUGGUUUUCCAAUAAGUAAUAUAGAAAAUUAUUUAUUUAUAAAGAUCAAUACAGACAAGAGAACACCUUAUUUAAAAGCUUUCUGUCACAGUGACAGUGACAUUGUAAUUUGUAAGUAUU